CGUGUCCUGACCCCGGCCGGCCAAUCAGCACAGGCCCAGUGCCCCUUAUCCAAAAGCAGCCAGCUGCCGGCCAUGCCGUUAUGUACUUUACUGUAAUUCUCGCGCUUUUCGUCCACAUGACCAUGAAGAGACCACUCUGACACAAAAAAGAAUCUCAUUGAAUCUCAUUGAAGGAAUGAUGAGCGAGUCCACCAUGUCUGUACUCAAAGUCCUGUGCUGUCUACUUCUAACAUGUCACGCUGGAGAUGGAAGGAAGACGAGAGGAAAUCCUACAGAUGCAGCCCUCCCAGCAGACAAGUGGGGCUCUCUGAAGGCAAAAGAGCCCCACGUCAGCAGCUCGCUCUUCCGGCUGUUGGUGGCGGGGGAGGACACCUGCACGCUGGAGCCGACGCAGCUGCACGGCUUCUCAUCCUGCGGCUUCAACGCCACUAAUCCCCUCAUCAUCAUCACUCACGGGUGGUCGGUGGACGGGAUGAUGGAGAGCUGGGUGAGCAGGUUCGCCUCCAUCCUCAAGACUCAUCUGAGAGACGUCAACGUUGUGAUAACCGACUGGCAGUCCCUGGCUCACCAGCACUACCCCAGAGCGGCACAAAGCACACGUACGGUUGGAAAAGACAUAGCACAUCUACUGUCCUCACUCAAGGAGCACUAUGAAUAUUCACUCCGGAAGGUUCAUUUGAUUGGCUAUAGUCUCGGCGCUCACAUCUCUGGAUUUGCCGGAAGCUAUCUUAAAGGGCCAGAACAAAUCGGAAGAAUUACUGGUCUGGAUCCCGCUGGGCCGUUGUUUGAGGGCAUGUCGCCAACUGACAGGCUGUCGCCCGACGAUGCCGAGUUUGUGGACGCCAUUCACACGUUCACCCAUGAGAGUCUGGGUCUCAGUGUGGGCAUCAAGCAGGCUGUGGCUCAUUAUGACUUUUACCCAAAUGGGGGGGACUUCCAACCCGGAUGCCACCUGCACAACAUCUACGAGCACGUUUCCCAGUAUGGCCUUCUUGGCUUUGGGCAAACGGUGAAAUGCGCCCAUGAGCGUUCCGUGCACCUGUUCAUUGACUCCGUGCUGAACGACGAGCGUCCAAUCAGGGGCUACAUGUGCAGCGACAACCGGGCCUUUGACAAAGGCGUCUGUUUGGACUGUCGAAAGAACCGCUGCAACACGCUGGGCUACAAUAUCAAGAAGGUUCGCACAGGACACCGCAGCAAGAGGCUCUACUUGCAAACACGUUCAACGAUGCCCUAUAAACUUUAUCACUAUCAGAUGAGGAUCCAGUUUGAGCAUUCCAUGCAGAGCACCGAACCCUCGCUCAGCAUCUCCCUCACUGGUACAGAAGAGGAGAGCGGUGCACUUCCCAUUGUCUUCACCGAGCAGGUUUUGGGGAAUAAGACGUACACCUUCCUGUUCACCAUGGACAAACAUUUGGGAGAUCUGAUGUUGCUCAAGGUCCACUGGGAGGGCUCAGCUUUGUGGAAAAAUAUGUGGAACAGAGUGCAGACCAUCAUGCCUUGGGGUGGACAUGACACCAAAUCACUGCUGACAGUGGGCAAAAUCAGCAUCAAAGAUGGCGACACACAAGAACGGACAGCUUUUUGUGCCAUGACAAAUGAUGGACAUCUGGAAAUGUCCCAAAAUAAAGUGUUUGUGCGCUGUCAGCGGGAGCCACGAAAGCAGCACAAGACGAAGCACAGUGAAAGAGACACCUGCUCCAUUGACUGUUUUUCUCUUUGGGCUCCGCUUCAUGUCUAGGUGAGGAUGUAUAGUGCAAAGAUCGGGAAGGUUUCGUUGGAUAUGUGACAAAACAAAACAAAAGCAAAAAAAAAACUUUGAUUACAACACAACCUUCCUGCAGAUAGCGUUCAAAAAAGUCAGGCCAUGGUGACCCCUGUUCUAACAUUUGAGAGAAAACCAUUUGAGCAUUUGCUAGUUUAAAUAUUAGCAGGUGACACUGAACUCGCUGUUGGAAGUUCAGUGACAUUUUGUUGACUUUUCUAGGGGUAUAUCGUAGUAAAUUUAAGAUUGCAAAUGUGAAAAAAUGUCAAGAUAUCUCAAAUCUCAGGAAGGACAAGGAGUGGAAAAUGUUAAAAAGUUGGACUUUAAAGCCAGCGUGUAGAUUGGGGCUUUGGUGUGCUGUAUUUUCAGGUGGGACUUUUCAAUUUGAGCACCACUGCAAUAAGAUCAAUUUGCUCCCUUGUUCUAAAAUUGAGAUAAAAUCAGGCAGUAAAACACACCAAAAGCAUAUAACUUUCAUAUUGAGUAGAGAAAAACACCCAAAUUGUAUGAAUUCAUUCUGUAAUUUUUGAAUGCCGUUUUGAUGGGUUUCAAUAAAAAAAAAUCCACCCUUCA
Molecule: messenger RNA, 2338 nt
Organism: Syngnathus acus (greater pipefish)
Lineage: Eukaryota; Metazoa; Chordata; Actinopteri; Syngnathiformes; Syngnathidae
Gene: lipca
Product: lipase, hepatic a
Exons: 9
Coding region: 176-1741 (521 amino acids)
Biological process (GO): lipid metabolic process
Molecular function (GO): triacylglycerol lipase activity; apolipoprotein binding
Source: RefSeq, a predicted model, not a curated record